GAUUCCAUUAUGGCAGCAGUACAGACUCGCACCUUCCCUACACCAGUGAUCACAAGUAGACAGCUUAAGGGCAGCCUCCCCAGGGUCGAGAUCGACGAAAACGUGGACUGCUCUGCCGUGGCAUCCUCUUGCAUUGCCCGACUCGAAAAAUUACAGCAAAGCGACCUCACUGACGAUGCACUAUGGAGAGACUGUCUCAGCAUUACUGGAAAUCAGCGUACUUUCAGUAGCUCCACCUCCAUUCUUGCUGCUUGGAACGAACUCAUGCCUAAGUGCAAGCCUCGCAACUUCCGUCUGGUGCCGUACAGCGCUCAGUUCUUUAGACUGGGACCUCAGCCUGCUUGGAUAGUGGCUGCCUUCCAAUUCGAGACCGAUGGAGACCAGGCUGCCGAGUGCUCGGGCUCCUUGAACAUGGUUCCUGAUGGCAGUGGUGGCUACAAGAUUUGGGUCUUUUCUACAAUGAUGGAAGCUCUCAAGAAUGACAGCAACUCUGGCAACCCAGAUACCUUCCCUGACCCAACAUUUGCACCUGCUACCAGGCUCGAAGAUGGAGGCGAGAUCGACUGCAUCGUGGUCGGAGGUGGUAUGGCAGGUCUCUGUGUUGCAGGCAGAUUGCACGCCCUACGAGUACCCUACGUCGUCGUCGAACGUAACGCAUCGGUCGGAGACAACUGGACCAAGCGAUACGACUCUAUACACUUGCACUUGUCGAACAGCUACAGCGAGAUGCCCUUUCAACGCGUCUAUGCCGACAAGCCCUACAAUCUCGGCAGUAAAGAGUUGGCAGAAGGCAUGCAGAAGUACGUCGAUAUGCACAACAUCCAAGUCUGGCUAUCGAGCUCCAUGGACCAAGCCCGCUGGGAAGAAGAGACCAAGAGUUGGAACGUGGUCGUCAGUAGACAAGGACAACCCAAGAAGCUCAAAGCCAAGCAUCUCGUCAUGGCCAUAGGCGGCGGUCUCGACGUGCCCAAGUACCCCGAAUAUCCCAACCGCGACGAGUUCCAAGGCACAGUCAUCCACUCUGUCGAUUGGAAGAACGCAGAUGCCUUCGCAGGCAAGAAAGGCAUCAUUAUCGGCGCUGCCAACAGCGCCUUCGACAUUGCUCAGAACAUGGUCGAUUCUAACCUCUCCGAGAUCACCCUCGUUCAACGCAGUAUCACCCACGUCAUGUCCUCCACAGUCCUUUAUCCCAUUCAGGAUGCCUUGUAUAACCCUCAAUGCGACCUCGGCAUGUCUGACCGCAUGACUUUAGUGCCUCCCUAUGCGGUUGGUAGAUUGAUGAUCAUGGCAGGAGCAGGUGCACUACAAGCUCUUGAACCGAAUCGAUAUGACUACUUGAAAGAGGCUGGAUUCCGCUUCCACCAAAGCCCAGAUCUGUUUGCCAAUCCCGUCGAGAAGUUUGGUGGACACUUACUAGACCAUGGAAGCGUUUCCAUAAUCAAAACCGGCAAAAUCAAGAUCAAAUCAGGCAUCCUCCCCACCUCCUACACCCCCACCGGCCUCCUCUUCGACGACGCCACAGAAACCCCCGCCGAUGUCAUCGUCCUAGCCACAGGAUUCAGAAACAACCUCCGCCGCAGUGUCGCUUCCAUAAUAGGUGAUGAGACCGCAGACAAACUAGACGAUUUCUUCGGUCUUGAUGCCGAGGGUGAGAUUAGAGGGUUUGCCAAACCCAUUGGACAUCCAGGAAUAUGGUAUUUUGGAGGUGGAACCGCGCAUGCGAGAUUUGUGUCUAGGUUUUUGGCUCUGCAGAUUGCUGCUGAUGUUGGAGGAAGGCCUUUUGAUGCGUAUAUGGAUACACCUUGACAGAGUUCCUGUCGUGUUUUCACUCGAUGGGAAAGGUUUGGACGAACAAAUAUAUGCAUUAUCUACCGUGUUCGCCGCAGUAAUGGC
Messenger RNA from Aureobasidium pullulans EXF-150, 1893 nucleotides. Its product is annotated as flavin-containing monooxygenase. The record is from RefSeq and is a predicted model, not a curated record. Bases 10 to 1806 code for a protein of 598 amino acids. Gene Ontology annotation, molecular function: flavin adenine dinucleotide binding; monooxygenase activity. The transcript is spliced from 3 exons. Lineage: Eukaryota; Fungi; Ascomycota; Dothideomycetes; Dothideales; Saccotheciaceae.